CUUAUUACCGGGCUGGAGGACAUCACAUGAGUCAGGUUGUUGGCAAUGAAUGGCAUUGGACUUGUGAUCUGAUCCCGAUUCCCUUCCACAAUUGACUAGAAUACAUAUUUAGCUUUCGCAAGGGAACCAGAUAACUAAUAAAAGAAAAAGAUGUUCGGGAUGGCUUAAGGCCAUCUCACUUCGCCCUCCACCCCACCCCCGUUCAGAGUCAAUCUCUGAGACGCUGUGGAGAAAAAAGGGAGUAAGCUACAAGGUGGGGUGGGUGGGGAACGGGUUGGUAAGUAGGACUGAAAAGAUUGCUCUUAAAAGAGCUGGAACAGACGCAAUGGGCUGAACGCAUAUUCUUUCUGGGCUGUACAUGUACAUACGAUGGUUCUGUGGUCAAUGAACUUGUGGACCGAGCUACGGGGCUCUGAACUCGGCGUAACGUAAAACCGUGCUUCCCUGAGAACCGAGACGGGGAAGUUUUGCAUUGAGAAGCCGGAGAGACAAUGUCCCAAAGAGCAGCGCUUCUUUUUAAGACGGUGGCUUAUGUUCUGACUCUGUUGCUGGUCAAUGCUCAGGAAGAAAGAGCCAAGCAGACCACGGCAUUUCGCGACAAGCCCUUCGUGACGGUUUGGAACGCGCCCACACAGGACUGCAAGCCCAAGUUCUCCAUCAUCCUGAACCUUACAUCAUUCGACAUCGUUUCAUCCCCCAACGAGGGAUUUUACAACCAGACGUUGACUAUUUUUUACAAAGAGAGGUUGGGGAAAUAUCCCUAUUACGAGAAACAAGAGGCUGUGAAUGGGGGGCUGCCUCAGAACAGCAGCCUCAACGACCACCUGAGUGAGAUGGACAAGGACAUUAAGAAGUACAUCCGAUCGCAUUCCAUGGAGGGUCUGGCGGUCAUAGACUGGGAGGAGUGGAGGCCGUUGUGGAUCCGGAAUUGGCAGAGUAAAGAGAUCUACAGAAAGAACUCCAAGCAGCUCGUCUCGGACAAGCACCCGGACUGGGCGGACGACCAAGUGAGCCGGGAAGCCCAGCUCGUGUUCGAGCAGUCUGGCCAGAAGUUCAUGGCGGAGACCCUGCAAAAGGCCAAGAAAAUCAGACCCAAGACUCUGUGGGGCUACUACCUGUUCCCCGACUGUUAUAACCACGAUUACAAAAAUAACCUGGUCAACUACACCGGCCAGUGUCCGGACGUGGAAAUCGCUCGGAACGACCAGCUGAUGUGGCUUUGGAAGAACAGCACGGCCAUCUUCCCGUCCAUCUACCUGGACCCCAUGCUGCGCUCCUCUGCGAACGGGAAGAAGUUUGUGCGCUCCCGGGUCAAGGAGGCCAUGCGCGUUUCCAACCUGCACAGCGCCAACUCCUCCCUCCCCGUCUUUGUUUACACCCGACCCACUUACGUGCACUCUGUGGACUUGCUGUCCGAGCAAGAUCUGGUGACGACAGUGGGCGAGACGGCUGCUCUGGGCGCGGCCGGCAUCAUCUUCUGGGGAGACGUGGCUUACGGGAAAAGCAACGUCAACUGCAGGAUCACGAAGGACUAUCUGGACGGCGCCUUGGGCCGUUACCUCCUGAACGUCACCACAGCGACUCAGGAGUGCAGCCGGGCUCUGUGCGGAGGAAACGGUCGCUGCUUGCGUAAGGUCAGCGACUCCGAAAGCUACCUUCACCUCAACCCAGCGAGCUUUCAGCUGCAAACCCUCAACGCCACCGGAAACCCCAAACUGGUGGUGACGGGAAAGCUGAGCCAGGCGGAUAUCCUGCAGUUCCAGGACAGGUUUCGGUGCCAGUGUUACGUGGGUUGGUUCGGGAGUGACUGUGGCACAAAGGCCAACUCUGCCCAACACACACUUGCCAACGGACUAACUCUCUUUGUGGCACUCCUGCUCUCUCUGAUGGUCCAGAAAUAAAAAAAAAGAUGCAGAUUUGUACAGUAUUUCGAUUAUUUUCUAUGUGUAAACUGCCUUUCCGAGGGGGAGUGGAAGUUGGAGGAAAUCUCUCCCUUCUGAGACCUGCCUGACUGCUCACUCAUACCAGUUACGUUAGUUUAAAUGUUAACGCAAGAUUCUUUACGUGUUGAUCCUUCAGAAGGCUUUGUCAGAUAGAAUAGCUCAGUGUUUGUGUUUUCGAGUGUUCUGGUGAAUCACCCGAUAUGUUCCUUUUGAACUUGUUAGAAAAAGCGGUAAAUAAGUCAAGUGGAAGAAUUAUAGCAAAACAAAGCAGUGCCAAAGCAAUAAAUCUAUUGAAAACGAACUCAUGGCUGAAGGGUGGGGCGGGGGGGGGGGGGAAAGACAGUAGACUUGUUAAGUCAUCGAGUACUGGAUCCCAGAACAGAUAGGAGGCUGUUGAGUGAAUUUCUUGUCUGUGUGGCUUGGACCUGGGCUCCUUCCUUCAGCUUAAGAACAUCAGACUUUGCUUAGACAAAAGAAGACAAAAAAAAAGUCCAUCGAGUUGGCCUUUCGCCAUCCUGGCAGUUGCACACACAUGCCAUGUCUUGAGAUAUAUACCGUGUCCCAAGAUAAAAAGAAAUCUAUCUAAUUAAUAGCCUUUGAAAGAAUCAACACUUAAAAGUUUUUGUGUCUCCUGUGAUUCCCGAGCUCGACUGAAAUCCAGCGCAGAGAUUGCAGCGUUUGAAAGCUGUCGUGUUAAUACACUCGGAUGAGUUGGGCCCUGUAAAUCGGAAAGGGGCUUAAUAUCAGAAAUUUAUGGUUUGCAAGCCUGACACUCCUGAAUAUGCAAAAUCACUGGAAUAACACUUUUUUUUAAUUAAAAACGUGUACUUGUGUGUAUGUGUAUACAUUGUGUGCUGGUAACUUUGGUGUCCAUAAUUAAAAUAUUUAUUCCAUAA
Molecule: messenger RNA, 2839 nt
Organism: Callorhinchus milii (elephant shark)
Lineage: Eukaryota; Metazoa; Chordata; Chondrichthyes; Chimaeriformes; Callorhinchidae
Product: hyaluronidase-2
Exons: 4
Coding region: 492-1901 (469 amino acids)
Biological process (GO): hyaluronan catabolic process; carbohydrate metabolic process
Molecular function (GO): hyaluronoglucuronidase activity; hyalurononglucosaminidase activity
Source: RefSeq, a predicted model, not a curated record